This is a messenger RNA of Planococcus citri (citrus mealybug), 2778 nucleotides long. RefSeq names its product dentin sialophosphoprotein-like. Lineage: Eukaryota; Metazoa; Arthropoda; Insecta; Hemiptera; Pseudococcidae. The record is from RefSeq and is a predicted model, not a curated record. Bases 224 to 2572 code for a protein of 782 amino acids. The transcript is spliced from 5 exons.
CCGAUUUUAAAUCCAUCCAUAGCGUGUAUCCACGGAAGACUGGAUACCUCACUCAGACAAGUUCAAGGAAAGUAAUCAAACCCGGUGUUGUUCGCGUUGUGCCACCUGUUGUUCAACAUAAAUAUAAUUAUCCGGAUUUACAUUGUAUUUUGAACCGAGUUGAAAAUUAAGACGACAAACCAAUCGGAGAAGAAAAAACGAAGAAGACUCAAAUUCUUAGAGAAUGAAACUCUCUACAGUGUUUGAGCUUUUAUUAAUAUUUUUAAUCAUCGCAUUUGCAGCUUCUAAACAUGUCGAUCCAAAAGGCGGAACAAAAUGGAAAUCACAGCUGGAAAAAUCGGCCGAUAAAGACCAGAGGAAAGACAGACAGAAUCCACCAAAUCGGUACUGUUCCUGUUCAAAUCUAACGUGCAACUGUUGUAGAGAUUUUUCACUGCCUGUUGUUCCAGUUAGUGGACCUGGAUGUGCCGCCCUGAAGUACAUCAAGGGCGACUCGAUGCUGGUAACUAUGAGCUUUGGAGAUAGAAUACUACAAAAUGUUACAAUAUCAGGUAAAAAACCACGACCAAUUUGUAUGGGAUUACCGGGAGGUAUAUCCAAAUUCUGCGGUAGAAUUUACGGAAUCUCCAGAGAGGGAGACCAAAUGCGCGCCUGCCUCGGUCUUGAAUUGCGUGCUUUAAACGAUGUAGAAGCAGCUCUAAGAGUAUCGUGUUUCAAAUUUGGUCCUAAAGGCAUAAACGUCGAACCAGGAAAACCAGUGCCCAGUGACGAAGAUGAUGAUGACGAUGACGACGACGACGAUGAUUUCGGAUUACCAGGUGACGACGAUGACGAUGAUGAUGAUGACGACGACGAAGACGAUGAUGUAUUUGGUUUGGAAGACGAUGACGAAAAUGAAUCUGAAAACACGGUCGAGUCUGGUGAAACGGAUUACACCGGAUUUUCAGCGUUAAGCGACGAUUUCCUGGAUAGCUUUUUUGAAUCGGAUUCGCCGAAUAAGAAGAUAAAAAAUAACAUAAACGGAGUUCCUGUUAAUUAUCAACCUCAACAAAUCGUCACCUCAAAACCAAUUGCAACCACUGCAGCACCUGCGAAAAAAGCCAAACCAUCGAAAGUAGUAACAACUAAAUUUGUCCCAUCAACUCCUUUCAAACCAGUAGGUACUGAGAAGCCUAUCAGCCCACCGAAUUUAUCCUCGGAUAAAGUCUACAUUUCUCCGCCGUCUGAUAAAUUAUACAUGACGUCUUCGGAAAAAUACUCCUCAACUUCUGAUAAAAUUGUAACCCCUGAAUUUGAGAAAUUAGCCACUACGAUGGAUAAAGUUUAUAUUUCUCCAUCACAGUACAAACCUACUGAACGUAUACGUCCACAAACAAUCAAACAAUCUUUAGAAAGUUAUAUCCCAACUGUACCUCAAUUAUCGACUGAAAAAGUAUACGCAUCUCCUCAGCAAAUCUCUACCGAUAAAAUAUACACUAGUAGUUCGAGUCAACAACAUACCACAGAAAGUAAUUAUAUCUCUACGAUGAGCGAUAAAGAACAGAACACAAUAAGCAAUUAUUACGUACCAACUACACAACAAUUUCAAUCCACUGAAAAAGUAUACAUACCGGUCAACCUGUCGACCCCGGAUGGAGAUUUCGAACCGGUCACUUCGACAUCAGUGUCAGUCAGCGUAAUGCAAGGUGAUAGUACAAAAAUUGCUAAUUCAUCCACCGACAAUAUGGUUCAAAUAGCUACGAUUGAAAGCAGUGCUACAGAACCAACUCCUGAUAAUGAAUAUAACGAGGUAGAUUCCGAUACCAAAACCACAAUUAGCGACAGACUAAUGGAAGUGAAUACCGUAAGUUCAACUUUAGGCUUAAAAAUCGGUAAUCGUCCAACGACGAAAGCUCCAGAAAAAGAAGACGACGAUGACUCAUUCGAAGACGUAGUCGAUACCGCCGCUAGUGUUUUUGGCGUAGAUGACGAAAGUAAUACCAAGAAAAACGAUUCGUCUUCCGAUGAUAUAGAUUUAGAUGACGAUUUAGACGAUAGCGAUGAAGACGUGGAGGAAAGCAACUCCAGUAACAUUGCGAUAGGCAAUGAAAGCUCUAGUAAUAACGACUACGCUAAUGACGACGACGACGAUGAUGAAGACGAAUUUAGGAAAUUCGAUGACCAUUCCAAGCAGCCUAUCAGUGUGUCGUCUACCGCAGCUCCGCUUAAAAGCAGCGCUAGAACGCAUAAACGUAUGAAUUUGCCGCCUUUAUUCAAUCAAAAACCGGAAACAGCUAAUUCUUUCCUCAGUAGUGGCGGGCAUUUAUAUAAAAUAAGAAUGUCGCCCAUUCAAGAAACGCAAAAUAAUCCGCCUCGAUUGGGUAGAUUAAAUUUAUUAGUACCUGAAACAGAUUCGAAAGUGAAUCCUUUAAAUAUUUUCAAUGUGUAUCCGGGUCUUGGUAAUGUUCCCUCGAGUGAAACGCAAAAUCAAAGAUUCGGUGUGGAACGAGAACAAGAACACAGAAGUAGUCGAAAUCAUAAACGUAUGAGAUUUCCGCCAGUUGAAAGUUCCAAUGAUGAAAAUUCACAUUAAAACGUUACCCGUUGUACUUUCCAGCUAUAUUAUUAAUAUGAAGUAUGUAAAGAAAAAGUCAUAUUUUUUAUCAUUAUAAUGCAUUUUCAUUUUUAUUUAUUUUUAGUAUUUAUUUUUCUUGUAUUCAUCGUGUAAAUGUAGAUAUAAUUUAUUUAAAAUGUUCGUGAACUUUCAUUCUUUUUUAAUAAAAUAAAACUGAUAAUUAA